ACGACACAACUUCGAUACCCUUCUUGAUUGUUGUUCAUCUCUCCCAGAUUCAAACAAACCCAUCUCCAAAAUGCCCAUUUCUCAAUAGUUUCUGAACUGGGUUUUUGGGUUCUCGGAGUGUUGUUGUGCGUAGUAGCAACUAUGGCGGCUUCUUCCGUGGUGUGUACAUGGCUCGUCGCCGCUUGCAUGUCCGUUGCUUGUGAAAAAGACCAACAACAACAACCCAUGAUGAUGAUGAUGAAUCAAUCUUCGUCGAAGCGAUUUAGCAGAUGGGCUCGGAAGAGGAGGGUUUUAUUUAAAUGCAGAGCUGGUUGUUCUGAAAUCCCCAAGGGUCACCUAAUCUCGUCGGGCAUUCAGGGUUUGAUGUCCUCUUACUUGCCUUUCGAGCCCUGGGAUGAGUAUUACAGUUCCAAAGGCCUUUGCUCUUCUGAUUUCUUUGGCGACAAUGGUUUCUCUUCUCUCUUUGGAUCCACCAAUUUUCCCCUCUCUCGCAGACAAAGACGCUUCAAUCCAGCUGUCCAUUCCGGAAUCUGAGAGGGCAGACCAACAAGCCCAAGUUUUGGAUUCAAUUUUAGAAGAUGCUUUGGACAACGAUACAAGUUCUGGUUCUGGGAUUCUUUUUGAAAACAAAAUUUGUGUCAAACGCUGGCACUGUCCUUGGGAUUCUACUGUGGUUGAUUACAUAGCCCCAGUCUUUAGACUAAUUUUGGAGGAGAAUUACUUAUCAUCGUCAAUGCAACCCUUAGAAGAUACAAAAAAGAACAGGUCAUUGUGGUGGAUGCAGAGAAAGAGUCUUGAUCAGCGCCUUGGCAAAUUUUUGAGGUUUAUUUUGCUGGUUUGGGAUGCUUAAAAAAUGUUAGGGCAGCUCUUUGCAGAGGAAGAGUAUUGAAAUGCACCCGCUGUGGGAGGCAAGGGGCAACAAUUGGAUGCCAUGUUGAUCGUUGUACAAAAACAUACCACUUGCCUUGUGCACGAGCUAAUGGUUGCAUUUUUUAUCAUCGCAAAUUUCUCAUAGCCUGCACAAAUCAUCAGUAUCUCUUCCAACCUCAGGGAAGUCAUUAUUUUUACAAGGUAAAAAAAAUGAAAACUAAGAAAAUGAAAUUGGAAAUGAGAAAGCUGUUAAAUGAUGCUUGGCGAAAGGAUGUUGAAGCAGAAGAAAAAUGGCUAGAGAAUUGUGGUGAGGAUGAAGAAUUUUUGAAACGUGAGAGCAAGAGGCUACAUUGUGAUUUGUUGAGAAUUGCACCUGUGUACAUUGGAGGCUCAAACUUUGAAAAUGAAAAACAAUUUCAGGGUUGGGAAUCUGUUGCUGGGCUUCAAGAUGUCAUCUGAUGCAUGAAGGAGGUCGUUAUUUUACCAUUGUUAUAUCCUGAGUUCUUUAGUAAUAUGGGACUUACACCACCUAGGGGUGUUCUUUUGCAUGGCUAUCCUGGAACAGGUAAAACGUUAGUAGUGUGUGCGCUAAUUGGUUCUUGUGCUCGUGGUGAUAAAUGGAUAGCCUAUUUUGCUCGCAAAGGAGCAGAUUGUUUAGGAAAAUAUGUCGGUGAUGCUGAGCGCCAGCUAAGACUUUUGCUUCAGGUUGCUGAGAAAUCUCAACCAUCUAUAAUUUUUUUUGAUGAGAUUGAUGGGUUGGCACCUUGCCGCACUAGGCAGCAAGAUCAGACACAUAAUUCAGUUGUUUCCACCUUGCUUGCUCUAUUAGAUGGUUUAAAAUCUAGAGGCUCAGUUGUAGUAAUAGGCGCAACAAAUCGUCCUGAUGCUAUUGAUCCAGCUUUAAGACGACCUGGUAGAUUUGAUAGGGAGAUUUAUUUCCCACUUCCAUCAGUUGAGGACAGAACAGCUAUUCUCUCGCUUCGCACACAAAGUUGGCCAAAGCCAGUCACUGGAUCAGUGCUCAAUUGGAUUUCUAGAAGAACUGUAGGUUUUGCUGGUGCUGAUCUGCAGGCUCUUUGUACCCAAGCAGCCAUUAUUGUCCUGAGGAGGAACUGCCCCUUGCAAGAAAUAUUGUCUGCUGCUGAAAAGAAAGUUUCUCAUGGUAAACGUCCUCCUCUUCCCACCUUUGCGGUGGAGGAGAGGGAUUGGUUGGAGUCUCUUGCAUGUGCACCACCUCCAUCCUCUCUGGCUGCAAAUGAUGUGGUAUCCUCACCUCUUCGCAGCCAUCUUAUUCCUUGUCUGCAGCAAUCGCUGUCCAGAUUGCUUGUUUCCCUUUAUCUUGAUGAACGUCUCUUGUUUUUGCCUCCUCAUCUUUAUAAAGCUGCCACACUCGUCAAAAGUUUAGUGAGUGUGAAAUCUGGUAUUUUAAGUUUUAGAGUUUUGUACCUUUAUUUUAUUGCUUUUACUAUGUUGUGCUCUAUUUAUGUCUUGGUUUCCUGAUAUCCAAAUUUUUGCUCUUCCCUUAAGUAAAUGUUGUUAGGCCUCUUUGGCACCUUCUCUUUCUCUGGAUGCUGAUCACUUGUUAUUGGAACACGUGUAUGACUUGCGUCAUUUGUCAACACAAAAUCCUCCUUCCCCCAAGUAACUGAACUGAAGUCACCAGUUUUUUGACAUACAUGAGGCAUGAAAAGCUGAUAUCUUAACCUUGAGGAGGAUUGGUGGUAAUUUAACAAAAAGGAUGGGUUAAUGAUGUUGUCAAAAGCUUAGUUGUGGGUUUGGAUAAUUUAGUAUAGAAUACUUAAAUUUUUAUAAUAGAAAUUAUAAAUUUACUUUAAGUGGACUUUGUUCAUUAAAGAACUCUAUAUAUUCUUAUUGUUGAUAUUAGUAGAAUUCAAUGCAUAAGCUACACGUUUUUACAAUACAUCAAAGAUUUGGAUGUGGAGUAACUUGUAGAACUUGUCCUCAGCUUCUUCGUAAAUUCCUUGUUCUAACUGAUUUUUAGAUGCCAUGCUUAUCAAAAAAAGGGGCUCCAGUUUUUGAAUGAUAGGGUCCCUGUGGCCAUUGCUUGUGGUAGUUGUAAGAUCCGGGGUUGCCAGGCGUGAGUGAGAACACAUGUCUGAAUAUGAGGGUAGCCACUUUGUGCAAAAAAUACCAGUAUACCCUUCUAAGCAGCUGGUUUUGUGGGAACAACAUAGGGUUAUUUAUUUAGGUUGCCAUAUGCCUUAUGUUAUCGUAAAUUUAGCUUCCACUUUCCAUCCACUCCCCAUUAGAAGGAGAUUUUGUAAACCUAAAGCUUUUUCUUUUUUCCUGAUUAUUUUACAUAAUGGUUAUAUAAGAACGUAGAUUUACAUACAUCAAAUUUGGUGAACAUAUCUUGAGUCCAAAUUUUUCUGAGUUUCCAAAUUUAUGGCCAGAUUUGAAAAGUUUGAAUGUUUAAUAUUUUGACCAAAUUUUGUUGAAUGUCAAUCGAGUUUCUAGAAAUUCGUCAAUUUAAUGUAAAAUACUAAAAAUCCAUAUUUCCCGGAAAUCUGAAUUCCAAUUUUUCUAAUUUUUGCUAAAUAUUUCAACUUUAUGGUCGAAUUUUGACCAAUUUGGAUAGGUCAAUUGGUCUGAUCUGACUUUUCAUGAACUUUCAUGUUAAACACCCAAUUUAUAACCACAUUUUAUCAUUCUAAUUGUGAUAAUGCAUAAAUGCAUCUAAGUUUAUUAUUUAUUGAUGGCAGUAUAACCCAAAAACUCAGGAUGUUAGGUAAUGACCUGACUGUGUAUAUCAAGCUCUCACACCUCCCCUCAUCCCCAUGUGUGAUCCUUUCUUGCAUGUGACUAAAACAUAAAUUCAAUUGAACCAGGAGCACAAAUAGACAGGAAACAAAGUGCACAAACAAAUGUAGUGGCAAUUACACAAGCAAGGUUUAAAGUGAUGUCUCAUGGAACCAAAACUUUGGUAUCAUGUUUUUUUGGGUGAAACUUUGAUAUCAUGUUAGGUAAUCAAUUGUCCCAAAAGCUUAAGCUAUUAGAGGAUGUCCCAAGAAAGUAUAUUAAACUCUUGCUUGCUUCCUGUUUAUUGUGCAGCUACCAUAAUUAUUUCUUAAUAAUCAUGUCAAUGACAAAAUGCUCAAUAGAUAGGAACACUACUGGGAAUGGUCUUCUUAACUCAUGCACUAGCCAAUCCUGUUGGCUCUUUGUCUUAAUUAUGAACUGAUAAAAAAAAUUCCUGACUAAGUCUUCCUUGCAAUUGAUGGCUGUAGGGUUUUGUGAUUUAAUUUCUUAAACUUGAUUUGCAAGACCAUGGACUUUCUUAAGUUUUGUCCAUCGCUAAUAUAUAUAUUUUUGGGAGUCAUUACCUAUUGAAUUGUAUUCUUGGUCCUUUCAACAACUCUCUUCAUAUAUCUUUUUAAAGGAUGGUGCUUACCAUGGACAGUAUUGCUUACAGCAUAUGUUUUUGAAUUUGUGUAUGUCAAGGUUACUUUUUGUCUUUAUUCUUUUGUUUUUGAUGUUGUAUAAAAUUUAAUUGUUGAUUUUGAAAUUGGCUUAGUACAUGUUCUAGUGUUUCUCUUUAUGGUUUAUUUUCCUUUCAUGUGGCAUCUACAUUUUCUUUAGUUUUAAUGGUCUGUACUAUUUGCUUUACAUAGGCUCUUUUAUAUUUUAUUUCCUCAACCCUCUUUAUUAAUCUCCAUUUUUAAUCAAUUUUCUUAUCAUUGGUUUUAUAUGCAGCAUUUGCAUACAGGUUGUGUUUAUCGCAAUGUUGUUUUGUAGGUGAUUUUUUGAAUUGAUUUGAAGUUAAGAAAAAAUAUUUUUAGAAUAAAUCUCUUGCUGUUAUUUUUUUUCAUUUUAUGAUUUUUUCCGAGGUUAAUGAUUAUUACAAUGCUGUUGAUUUUUUUUACCAUUUCUGUUGAUCUCUCAAGUAAUACCUAAUUUGUUUGAACGAGAUAUUUGCAUGAAUUUGUAAUUAUGAUUUCAUGAUAUAUUUACGAGGAUACUCAAAAAUAUCCAUUUAUUAAUUUGUGGCAGUGAGAUGUGCUAGUCUAGGUUCCUGCAUGAUAUUCAUACCGAGAAUUGAUUUGUGGGCCAUAGAGACAUGUAAACAAGUUGAUGGAGAGGAAAGUGAUUCCUCUUUAACAGACCCUGAAUUGUCUGAGGACAUGUCUUCUGUGAAGCACAGCCAAGUUGUUGAAAAGGAAAACCAUUCAUGUCAGCAGUUAUGUGAAUUAUCAGAGACGGAAGCCUCUCAAGAUGCUUCCAAGAAAAUGUCACAUAUCUGGAGCUCAUUUGUUGAGUAGGUGGAGUCCAUGUGUGUGUCUACAUCUUUGAUGAUUCUGAGAGCAAUUUCAGAGAUCUCCCUGGCAUUAUUGUUGGAGCUGACAAUGUUGUUCAAAGGGAUUUGACAGUGGAGCCAAUACUGAUGCCAUCUGGAAAGCCAUCGGUAAUACUAAUGGAAAACUUUCUAUUACACCUUCAUCAUAUGGAAAUGCAAUUUCAGCUACUAGGAAUAUGAAAUUGAUAUAGCAUGCCAAAGGGACACAACAAUCUCUCUUUAGAAUAGCUUGACAGCAUACAUAAUACUAAAAUAUGAACAAAACACCUACUUGCUUAAACACAAGGGUUGGGUCUAUGAUUGGUAUUUUUUCCUACUUGUACCAAGAAUGUAAAAGAUUAAAGUAUAAAAGGAAAGAGAAUUACAAAUGGAUAUAUUCAUGAAACGGUAACCAAAGGGAGGGAAAAAGUGAAAAAGAUGAAUUUGUUUAGUUUAAGCAAGCAUAUAGCCAUUGACAAAGAGGAAUGAUGAAAAUGGAUAGUUUAAGCAAGCAUCUUUUUCUUUUUUUCCCUGAGUGUUUGAUGUAUUACCAAAAUGCAAACCAUUUUCACGAUUAUGGUGGGAUGAAACAGUGCCAACUCUUCUGUGCCAACCAGAUCUUCACAGCCAGGUGUCUUGCAAAUUAUGCUUUAUCGUAGAAGUUCUUGUGAUUAUUGGACCAGAUUUUGGGCUGUUUCUGGGCUGAACUGGUGCCCUGAGGUCUCUGCUGGUAUGCUGAGGCUGUUGAGCAAAUCUGUUAUGCUGAUUGAUCUGAGCUGAAAAGGGAGGUUGAUUCUGGGUUGUUCUGGUGCCCUGAAACCAUGGUUUGCAUAGGUCUGCUCUGCUGCCUAUUGAACAGAGUUGCUAUGCUGCUGAUUGCUGAUAUGUUCAAAUACAGUCUUGGUUUCUGCUGUGUCGUAAUAAUUGCUCAGAUAUGUUUAGGCUAUUCUUGGCAUUAGGACUGAGAUACAGGUAAAUCUUUCACCAAUAUUUGGAAGGUGGAAGUUGGGCUUUGCAGAUUGGUAGUCUCGCUGAGGUAGGCAGCUGGUCUGUUCUAUCUGUGAAGGUAAUCUGGCUCCAUUGUUGCUCAAUUAGAAUGAUCUGUCUGCUCUGUUGGAAGUUGGAAGCUGGUCUGGCUCCACUGUUGCCCCCUUGGAAUGUAUGUUGCAGAUUGUAAUAGCCUCAUACCUUGUUAUUUUCUUUGAUUUUUUUGUUCUUUUAAUUUUUGGUGAGAGCAAAGUGUAGUUUGAGAUUGAAUUUUUAGUGAUUGUUUUUGCCAAAUCACAGAUUGUACGUACUAUUGCUCUUGUAUAUAUGUUAAAUUCUCAAG
Messenger RNA from Camellia sinensis, 6494 nucleotides. The record is from RefSeq and is a predicted model, not a curated record. Lineage: Eukaryota; Viridiplantae; Streptophyta; Magnoliopsida; Ericales; Theaceae.